CUGAAAGUAAAGCACUACAGUUCUAGAGAAGUAAGGAGGCUGGGCGAUGGCCGUACAAGGUGGUGCUGACAGACGUUUUGUCAACAUCUGUGAGUCAAGCAAAGCAUUAAUCAGCCAUGACCAUACAGAAUAUGUCUCCACCUUCUUUGAGAGAUCGGCACUGAAACUGCUUAAACAACAUGGUAUUAUCUUCAUCAAAGGGAGAUCUGGUUCUGGGUCCGAGUCAUCCGUGUACAGGGCGUCCUUGUCCUGUCACCCAUGUCUGUGCUCCAGUUGAAACAGCUUCAAGCCAUGUCUGCCUCCCUCUAGAAGCUUUGGAUGCCAACACUGCCACAACUGCAGCUUCUGCAACAGCAGCGAUGAUAACAUCUUCUGCUAUCACUGCUACGUCUGUGACGACUACAGCCCUGGAUGUCACCACUGCUGCUGCCACCACUGCUACGUCUGUGACGACUACAGCCCUGGAUGUCACCACUGCUGCUGCCACCACUGCUACGUCUGUGACGACUACAGACCUGGAAGUCACCACUGCUGCCACCACUGCUACUUCUGUGACGACUACAGCCCUGGAAGUCACCACUGCUGCCACCACUGCUACGUCUGUGACGACUACAGACCUGGAAGUCACCACUGCUGCCACCACUGCUACGUCUGUGACGACUACAGACCUGGAAGUCACCAAUGCUGCCACCACUGCUACGUCUGUGACGACUACAGACCUGGAAGUCACCACUGCUGCCACCACUGCUACUUCUGUGACGACUACAGCCCUGGAAGUCACCACUGCUGCCACCACUGCUACGUCUGUGACGACUACAGCCCUGGAAGUCACCACUGCUGCCACCACUGCUACGUCUGUGACGACUACAGACCUGGAAGUCACCACUGCUGCCACCACUGCUACGUCUGUGACGACUACAGCCCUGGAAGUCACCAAUGCUGCCACCACUGCUACGUCUGUGACGACUACAGACCUGGAUGCAACCACAACGACAACUGCAGGCCCUGCUACUACCCCGCCUGCAGCUCCCACAAUAAUGACUGUUGCCACAACAUCAGUGACUACUACAGAUGCAUCGUGUGAGCAUGGUUUUGUGUAUAAGGGAUGCUACCUGGAUGACAUUGACAGAAUGAUCAACGACAUCCACGACUUCCACGACUCCAUGACGCAUGAAUGGUGCCUGACUCGAUGCAGACAGGACAACUAUGUUAUUGCUGGACUUGAGCUCAAAACACAUUGCUUCUGUGGAAACUCCUAUGACAACACGAAGUAUACUGUCAUGAGCGAAGGGGACUGCGACGAUCCAUGUAAGGGCGACAGCAGUCAGAUGUGUGGUGGCUUCUUCAGACUCUCAGUGUUCCAGUGCACUUGA
This is a messenger RNA of Haliotis rufescens (red abalone), 1373 nucleotides long. RefSeq names its product cell wall protein DAN4-like. Bases 180 to 1373 code for a protein of 397 amino acids. The transcript is spliced from 7 exons. The record is from RefSeq and is a predicted model, not a curated record. Gene Ontology annotation, cellular component: plasma membrane. NCBI's taxonomy places the organism in Eukaryota, Metazoa, Mollusca, Gastropoda, Lepetellida, Haliotidae.